GAAAGUACUGCGCAUGCGUGAUAUGAAAUAGCACCCCCAGCUGGACGUGUUCAUGAGAGCAUCCUGUGAUGGGACGGUGAUGCUCGUGGCCCUUUAACGCAACCUGAGCUGACCAGCUACGCAUUAUGCAAUGAUCUCGUGAAGUAACUUAGCCUAAGUGUCAGGACGGGAUAAAUUAUGCAGGAGGAAGACCCCGUUAAUGUUGUGUGUACAGUGCGGCUCUCCGCCUGGUCGGAGUGUAACUCCACCACUCUGACAGUUCCUCUCACAGCCCCUCCAGAUCGCCCUCACAGGGGCAGCGUCCAGAAGAAUGGACACCAAAACAGAAGCUCAGUCAAACGGAGUCUCAGCCUCGGAGAAAAACGCCGCUGCUCAGGAAACAAGUUCACAGACUGCCUGUGGAGGAUGUGGGAGGAAAGUUCGUAGCUGGAUACCUGUGAAUUACAAAAGAGAAACCGUCCAGUUACUGCAGUUAGCUGGACCAGUGUUUAUCUCACAGUUGAUGAUCUUCUUGAUCAGCUUUGUCAGCACUGUGUUCUGCGGACACUUGGGGAAGACAGAGUUAGCCGGUGUAGCGCUGGCUAUAGCUGUUAUUAAUGUCACAGGCUUGUCCAUUGGUGCUGGGCUGGCAUCAGCAUGCGACACACUAAUUUCUCAGACAUUUGGCAGUAAUAACCUGAAGAGGGUUGGGGUGAUCCUGCAGAGGGGCAUCCUCAUCCUCCUGUUGUCCUGCUUCCCCUGCUGGGCCGUACUGAUCAACACAGAGCCCAUCCUGCUGGCCGUCAGACAGAGCCCCAGGGUAGCCAGUCUCUCACAGCUGUAUGUAAAGAUAUACAUGCCUUCUCUGCCUGCUGCUUUUAUGUACCAGUUGCAAGCUCGAUACUUGCAGAAUCAGGGCAUCAUAUGGCCUCAGGUCAUCACAGGAGCUGCUGGAAACGUCUUGAAUGCUUUGAUAAAUUACAUCUUUCUUCAUUUGCUUCAUCUGGGUGUAGCCGGUUCUGCUGCAGCAAACUCCAUUUCUCAGUGUUCCUUGGCUGUGUUUCUUUACGUGUACAUCCGCUGGAAGGGUCUACACAAGGCUACCUGGGAUGGCUGGUCUCGAGACUGCCUGCAAGAGUGGGGUGCCUUCAUCCGCCUGGCCUUACCCAGCAUGUUAAUGCUGUGCGUGGAGUGGUGGACUUACGAGAUUGGAGGAUUCCUGGCAGGUCUCAUCAGUGAAACUGAGUUGGGGGCCCAGUCUGUUAUCUAUGAGUUAGCCACUAUCGCAUACAUGAUUCCUUUGGGAUUUGGAGUGGCAGCCAGUGUGAGAGUGGGCAAUGCUCUUGGAGCUGGAAACACAGAACAGGCCAAACUCUCCAGCAAAGUGUCCCUGCUGUGUGGAAUCUUGGCCUCAUGUGUGGUUGCUGCACUUAUAAGUGGAACCAAGGACAUCAUUGCAUAUAUCUUCACCACGGAAGAGGAUAUUGUGCACAGAGUUUCAGGAGUCAUGGUUAUGUAUGGCUUCUUCCAUCUGUUCGAUGCAAUUGCGUGUAUUACAGGUGGUAUCGUCAGAGGUGCUGGAAAGCAGCUGCUUGGUGCUAUGUGUAACAUUGUUGGCUACUAUUUUGUGGGCUUCCCACUAGGAGUGUCUCUGAUGUUCGCACUCGAUAUGGGAAUAAUUGGAUUGUGGUCUGGCUUUUUUGUGUGCGUCUUCUUGCAGUCUGUUUUUUUCUUCAUUCUCAUUUGCAAACUUAACUGGAAAAAUGCAACUCAGGAGGCUCUGGUGAGAGCAGGUGUUCUGCCAGAUAAGACAAAAGAUGAAUCUUAUGCCAUGGAAAAUAAGUCUUGUGAAGAAGAUGAAUCUCAGGGGGCAAAGCCUGAUAUAGAAGAACAGAUUCAUGAAAAGCAUGAUGUGGAGGGCCAGGAUGAACAAGAAGAAGGAAUUGCAGAGGAUGGAGCAGCGGUUAUUGUAGGUGAUGUGCUGACCACCAGGCAGCUGGUUGUUCGUCGAGGACUUGCUGUUUUUCUAAUGUUGCUUAUUCUCGCGGGUGGGAUCGUGUUAAACAUAUUUCUCACAGAUUUCCUCAAGCGAGCAUGAGAACUAAUAAUUCCUCUGCCAAAAAUGACCUUUCUCAACAAGACACAGGAAGGGUGGAAAUGCUAUCUUGUUUUCUAAACCGAGGGUCAAACGCUCUCUGGGAAGUUGAAAACAAGGAGCACAACCUUCAGAACCAAGUCUGCUAGUGCUUUUGUCAGAUCACAUGAUUGUAAAAAUUUCAUAUGUAUCAAAUCGCGCCAGUGAAUGAUGCUAUAAGCUGUGGAAACUUAAGCCAAAGAGCUGUCGAACUUGAAGUCACAAAUUGAGCAAUUUUGUGCCAAAGUAUUCUGCUGGAAAUUUGUAAACAUGCGGAUGACAGCCAUUUAAAAUCAUGCUGAAUGUGUGCAUAUCGCAGAUGAAAUUUUACUGCACUGCAAAAUUGAAUAACCUGUGGAAUUCUGACUGACAUUUUAAUUGUAUUAGAAUCUGACAUCAUUUCUUGUUACAAACCUAAAGGGUUAGUUCAAUUAAGAAACCAUAUAUGUAUAUCCAUAUUCACACUCAUUGGCCACUUUAUCAUUACAGUGUUUGUCAAUUUUCUCACCUCUACUUACCAUAAGGAGCAUUCUAGUCCAUCUGUUUCUCUGCAUACUUUGCUAACCCCUUUUACCCUGUUCUUCAAUGGACAGGACCCCAACAAGACCACCACAGAGCAGGUGUUAUUUGGUUGGUGGAUCAUUCUCAGCAUCACAGUGACACUUGUGUGGUGGUGGUGUUGGUGUGUUAGUGUCUGUUGCGCUAGUGUGAGUGGAGGAGACAGUUCUCUAAAUGUGAAUUUAACAAACAAACUGUUUUCAUUGACAGCCAUACAUUAUGCCAAGUUAAGCUUUUCUUCAAGCUCUCCAGCUCUAAACUUAGUACUAAACAGUAUCUACCCCUAUAAGUUACUAGAGGAUUGUUUUGCAAAUACUAUUUUUUGCUAACUUUAGAGAGCAGCUGUUAUCAUGACAGUUAUUAUGAAAUGAAGUUGCUAAACUAAGACUAGCCAGAAAGGGAAUUUUUAUGCUUAUUAGGCAUCAGUGAAUGAAAUUGUUGCUUUUGAAGUGAUAUUUAAAAAAACUAUUAUUUAAAACACUUGAUUUGUACUUAAUAACUUAGACAUUUACAAAAGACAUGUAAGGUAAUAUUUUUUGCCUUGUUUUACGCACAAUUUUUAUUAUAUUUUCUGUGCACUUGUUUUAUGCUUAAUUAAACAAUGAAGUGAGUAA
Messenger RNA from Pygocentrus nattereri (red-bellied piranha), 3285 nucleotides. It is a transcript of the gene slc47a2.1, whose product is annotated as solute carrier family 47 member 2, tandem duplicate 1. Gene Ontology annotation, molecular function: antiporter activity; xenobiotic transmembrane transporter activity. The record is from RefSeq and is a predicted model, not a curated record. Gene Ontology annotation, cellular component: membrane. NCBI's taxonomy places the organism in Eukaryota, Metazoa, Chordata, Actinopteri, Characiformes, Serrasalmidae. Bases 311 to 2077 code for a protein of 588 amino acids. Gene Ontology annotation, biological process: xenobiotic detoxification by transmembrane export across the plasma membrane. The transcript is spliced from 17 exons.